Urocitellus parryii (Arctic ground squirrel) is the source of this 1259-nucleotide messenger RNA. RefSeq names its product myocyte enhancer factor 2B (gene Mef2b). The record is from RefSeq and is a predicted model, not a curated record. NCBI's taxonomy places the organism in Eukaryota, Metazoa, Chordata, Mammalia, Rodentia, Sciuridae. Gene Ontology annotation, molecular function: RNA polymerase II cis-regulatory region sequence-specific DNA binding; histone deacetylase binding; protein dimerization activity. Gene Ontology annotation, biological process: positive regulation of transcription by RNA polymerase II; cell differentiation; heart development.
CUGGAUCUGUGUGUGGCAGCAGCGGGUCUGGGAGCCGAUUCCUGGGACAGAGCAGAUCAAGUUCACUCUGCUCAGCCUGGGGCCAUGGGGAGGAAAAAAAUUCAGAUCUCGCGCAUUCUGGACCAGAGGAAUCGGCAGGUGACUUUCACCAAACGCAAGUUUGGACUGAUGAAGAAGGCCUACGAGCUGAGCGUGCUCUGUGACUGCGAGAUCGCCCUCAUCAUCUUCAACAGCGCCAACCGCCUCUUCCAGUACGCCAGCACCGACAUGGACCGCGUGCUGCUGAAGUACACGGAGUACAGCGAGCCCCACGAGAGCCGCACCAACACCGACAUCCUCGAGACAUUGAAGCGGAGGGGUGUGGGCCUUGAUGGGCCAGAGCUGGAGACAGACGAGGGGCCUGAGGGACCAGGAGAAAAGCUGCGGCGGCUGGCAGGUGAUGGAGGUGACCCAGCCUUGCCCCGGCCCCGGCUCUAUCCAGCAGCACCCACUAUGCCCGGCCCGGACAUGGUGUAUGGGGCCCUGCCCCCGCCAGGCUGUGAUCCCACGGGGUUUGGGGAAGCCCUACCUGCCCAGAGCCGCCCGUCUCCCUUCCGACCAGCAGCCCCCAAAGCUGGGCCCCCAGGUCUGGCACACCCUCUCUUCUCACCAAGCCACCUCACUAGCAAGACACCACCCCCACUGUACCUGGCAGCAGACGGGCGGAGGCCAGACCUGCCCGGUGGCCUGGCUGGGUCCCGAGGGGGUCUUAGCACCUCGAGAAGCCUCUAUGGUAGUCUACAGAGCCCCAGCACCACCUCGGCCCCGGGACCCCCUCUGAGCAGCUUCCCUUUUCUCCCUGCAGGCCCCCCAGAAUAUAGCCUGGGAGACCCCCCGCCGCCCCCUGGCUUGCUGCAGCCCCCCACCCUGACUCCUUGGCAGUCCUCAAGAGGGGAUGGACCCCCAGCCACCCCCGCCCAGUCCAACGGGGGCCGCAGCCUGGGCGAGGAGGGUCCCCCCACCCGCGGCGCCUCUCCUCCAGUCCCCGCAGUCAGCAUCAAGUCCGAGCGCCUCUCGCCGGCCCCCGGGGGCCCGGGCGACUUCCCCAAGACCUUCCCCUACCCUCUGCUCCUCGCUCGGCCCCUGGCAGAGCCCCUGCGGCCCGGGCCUUCCCUGCGACGGCUGUCUUCCGCGGACAGCUGGCCCCGGUGAUGGACCGGAGGGUGGCACUGGCCCAGUUCCUCGCCCAGCAGGACGAGGGCACGUGGAGACCAAGUCUC